CUCCCGGAAUCAAAGGCAUUGUGUGCGUUCGAAGUUUUAGUGAGGAUAGGUCGCGAUUUACUGAGUCGUUUAACUGGACCAGAGAACUUGGAAAAUAGGAGAGUUGAAGCGGUUCAGUUCGUGGGCUGGCUGAAGGAUUGCUUUGUGCACCACUGGGCACAUCUGGAUAACAAGCAGAAAGAACAAGUUGUUGACCUAUGGGCGGCUUUGGGCUUUGAAGUGCCACCUGGAAUGAAAGCAUCUGCAGAAGCGAAGAUGAAGCGUUUGGAUUUGAAGAUGAACAUGGUUUAUUAUCAACUGGAGUACGGCGGAGAGUUGAUCGACAUUCAAUCAGAUCCCAGGAAAGACGACCGUGUUACCGGUUUCUCUCCGGAUGCAUGGCAAAGGCGAAUGCUAGACUCGGUGGAUCGCGGCAACUCAGCUGUAAUUGUUGCACCCACGUCAGCCGGUAAAACUUUCGUGUCGUAUUACUGCAUUGAGAAGGUUUUACGAAAUAGCGACGAUGAUGUUGUUGUUUACGUAUCGCCUUCUAAAGCUCUUAUAAAUCAGGUUUGCGGCUCAGUGUAUGCUCGUUUCCGGAACAAGAGUAUGACACGAGGAAAAUCACUGUUUGGAACAUUGAAUCCUGAGCAUUCUCUCAAUCCGUUGGCAUGUCAGGUUUUGGUGACAGUGCCUGAGUCAUUAGAAGCGCUCAUGUUAUCCACUAAUCCAAAAGUGCAGGAAUUCGUUUCACAUAUUAAAUAUGUUGUGUUUGACGAGGUGCACUCAAUUGGUGCAUCGCCUGAGGCACAUAUAUGGGAACAUUUGCUUCUUCUAAUACAGUGCCCAUUCCUUGCGCUAUCAGCUACAAUUGGAAACGCAGCGAAAUUGCAUGCGUGGUUAGACAAUGCUGAGCAGAACAAGACAGAUCGCAAACGGAAGGUGACCUACUUGAUCGUUUGGCCUUACUUUUGUAUAUAUUAUUAA
Molecule: messenger RNA, 966 nt
Organism: Haemonchus placei
Lineage: Eukaryota; Metazoa; Nematoda; Chromadorea; Rhabditida; Trichostrongylidae
Source: the annotation of a GenBank genome assembly